Messenger RNA from Hippocampus zosterae (dwarf seahorse), 2862 nucleotides. RefSeq names its product glutamate-cysteine ligase, catalytic subunit (gene gclc). Bases 458 to 2350 code for a protein of 630 amino acids. Gene Ontology annotation, molecular function: glutamate-cysteine ligase activity. The transcript is spliced from 16 exons. Gene Ontology annotation, biological process: glutathione biosynthetic process. NCBI's taxonomy places the organism in Eukaryota, Metazoa, Chordata, Actinopteri, Syngnathiformes, Syngnathidae. Gene Ontology annotation, cellular component: glutamate-cysteine ligase complex. The record is from RefSeq and is a predicted model, not a curated record.
ACUCUGGCGAAGUGGGCUGGCUCGGUAGCAAUAGCAAAACCGGUUCAACCCACAACAGAAGUGAAUACUUAAAAAGCGAGCAGGCAAGUGCAAGACAAAGUCACAGAGCGCUUUCUGCGAGCAUCGUUGCUACUGCAGCGUGUCUUUUCGCUCAGCAGAUAUUAGCAAGUGAUGAUCAGGGGCCCUUCUUAUUUGUGCCUCUUCCGGGGAAUCAUUUUAAAGUUAAACGGGGAUAAUCGAAUCGAACAACACUUUUAAACAACCACUACAUUUGUGUUAUUCUGAAAAACAAAUUCAGGAUCAUCCCGCUGGUUUCGUUCUCGGGGGUACGACUCUAUGCUAGCUGAGCACAAGUUGGGACACGAGCUAGGGAGCUAGCACUCGCCGUAGUUAGCCGAAAAAGGCAGCGAGGCAAGCGGUCGUCGCCUCCCCCUCACCCUCACCGAGCGUCUGCGAGAUGGGCUUACUGAGUCAAGGCUCCCCCCUCAACUGGGAAAACACCAAGAAGUAUGCGGAUUACAUACGGUCGCACGGCAUCAUUCAGUUCAUCAACAUUUACAACAAUUUGAAGGACCGGCAGAAGGAUGUACUCAAAUGGGGCGAUGAGGUGGAGUACAUGUUGGUGGAACUGGAUGACAAGGAUGAAAAGGUUCGACUGGUGUUGAAUGGCGAUGAAGUUUUGGAUACCCUCCAAGGCCAAGGUGAAAAGAUAAAUCCCAACCAUCCCACGCUUUGGAGGCCAGAAUAUGGCAGCUACAUGAUAGAAGGAACUCCAGGGCAGCCGUAUGGCGGCACCAUGUCGGAGUUUAACACUGUCGAGAGCAACAUGGGGAAGAGACGACGAGAGGCUUCUUCUGUCCUCAACCAAAAUGAAAUUCUCUGCACAAUCACCUCUUUUCCAAGACUGGGUUGCCCUGGUUUUACAAAGCCUGAAUAUCCGCCAACGCCUUUUGAGAGUGGCGCAUCAAAGUCACUGUUUUUCCCAGAUGAAGCCAUUAACCACCACCCAAGAUUCAGCACCCUCACCAGGAACAUACGUCACAGACGAGGAGAGAAAGUCGCAGUCAAUGUACCAAUAUUCAAAGACAAGUGCACGCCAUCUCCUUUCGUGGAGACGUUUCCUGAAGAUGAUGGGGAGUCGGCAAGGGCAGCUCUGCCUGACCACAUCUAUAUGGACUGCAUGGGCUUUGGGAUGGGCAACUGCUGCCUGCAGGUUACUUUCCAAGCUUGCAGCAUCGAUGAGGCAAGAUACCUCUAUGAUCAACUGGCGACAUUCUGCCCGAUAGUGAUGGCUCUGAGCGCAGCCUCUCCCUUCUACAGAGGCCACGUGUCAGACAUCGAUUGUCGCUGGGGGGUUAUUUCUGCCUCAGUGGAUGACAGGACGCAGGAGGAACGUGGACUCAAGCCUUUAAAAAACGACAAAUAUAGAAUCUUCAAGUCAAGAUACGACUCCAUUGACAGCUACUUGUCUAACUGCGGCGACAAGUAUAACGACAUUGAAUUGACGAUCGAUGAAGACAUCUACAAUCAGCUACUGGGUGCAGGAAUUGACAAGCUGCUGGCCCAGCACAUUGCUCACCUCUUUAUCCGAGAUCCGCUGUGCGUCUAUGAGGAGAAAUUGCAACAGGACGACGAGAAUGAGUCGGACCACUUUGAGAACAUCCAGUCAACCAAUUGGCAGACGAUGAGGUUCAAACCACCUCCUCCCCACUCGGACAUCGGCUGGAGAGUUGAGUUCCGCCCGAUGGAGGUGCAGCUCACUGAUUUUGAGAACGCUGCUUAUGUGGUCUUUGUCGUCCUGCUCACCAGAGUGAUCUUGUCCUACAAACUGGACUUCCUCAUCCCUUUAUCCAAGGUGGAUGAAAACCUAAAAGUGGCACAGAAGAGAAAUGCAGUGAAGGAUGGAAUGUUCUACUUCCGAAAGGACAUCUUCAAAGGAUGCAACCCAGGCCUGGAUGGCACCUCCUCGGUCCAGAACGGCUUGGAGACAGGCGGAGCUCACGAGGAGUACACGCUGAUGAGCAUCGACACUAUCAUCAAUGGACAAGAGGGAGUUUUUCAAGGGCUCAUUCCUAUCCUCAAUUGCUAUCUGGAGAAUAUGGAGGUUGACGUGGACACCAGGUGCACCAUUUUGAAUUACCUGAAGCUUAUCAAGAAGCGCGCCUCAGGCGAGCUCAUGACGAUGGCAAAGUGGAUGAGGGAUUUUGUGGCCAAGCAUCCCGAGUACAAGCAGGACAGCGUCAUCAGCGACAAGAUCAACUACGACCUCUUUGUGAAGUUCAACAGGAUUGCCAUGGGCCAAGAACAAUGCCCGGAGCUCAUUGGGAAUCCAGUCAACAAGGUUAAGUGAGAACCUUCGCUGGCAACAUGUAUCAGACAAAACGACCAAAUUAUGUGGCUCUUGUUGAAAUCGAUCCAAUGUUUAAGAUAUGAUAAAACAUUGUUUUUAAAAACAAUACACAUUUGCAGCAAUCUCAUGUACUGUACAUAUACUGUAUCUGAUUUUUCUGACUGGAAAUUAUUUUAAUAAGGUUAAGACAUGCUCAAGUUAUGUCAGAAAUUGUGUAUUUAUUUUUCUCUGGAAAUCUGGAUGACAAUGUAAAUGUAGCAAUGAGUUGUACAGUAGUUUUUCCCCUCCUCUCUACUGUUAAUACUGCACUUGUGCUCUUUGCAACAUUAACACAGCGUGCUGUGCUGUGUGUUUGUCUCGUUGCAUCUGUGCACUUUCUUCUACUUUGGGGAUAAGCUCCAUUUGAUUUCACCAAGAUGAUCUGUUUUUACUUUACUUGGAAUUGUAGUCGCAGGAAUACAAGUGGAGGUAGUUUACAUGUGAUGCUGCUUCAAAUAAAUCUGUAUGACACA